Molecule: messenger RNA, 915 nt
Organism: Drepanopeziza brunnea f. sp. 'multigermtubi' MB_m1
Lineage: Eukaryota; Fungi; Ascomycota; Leotiomycetes; Helotiales; Drepanopezizaceae
Source: RefSeq, a predicted model, not a curated record
AUGACAACAACUUCUCCGGAACUUUAUAUAUUGCCUCCCACCACGCAUCACCAACACACGCUUGUCCUUCUACACGGCACAUCCAUGACCGGACCGUCGUUCGCAUCAUCCUUUCUGCCCACCCAGUUCUCGUCGCCAAAGCGAUCUGAAUCGAGACUUGAGGCGACCAAGAUUACGUUGCCCAUGUACUUUCCACAUUGCAGAUUCGUCUUUCCGACAGGAGCACUCAAGGAAACCACGGUCUUCGGUGGGAAAAAGACUAACGCUUGGUUCGAUAUCACGGAUUUUAGCGAUCGUACGAAAGGCGAGGUGGAAAUGAUAAAGGGUAUGAGGGACAGUACUCUCUACCUAUCCAGGUUGAUCAAGGAUGAGAUCGAGCUUCUGUAUGAUGGAGAAGAACGAGGGACCAAAGGAAAAGUGAUGCUGUUAGGUUUCAGUCAGGGGUCGGCAAUGGGCAUGAUGCUCCUACUGGGUGGCGAGUUGCAGCGUAUGGGAGUCUCGCAUGGCUUUGGUGGGUUUGUUGGGCUGAGUGGAUGGCUCCCAUUUCGGCGUCAAAUCAUGGACGCGAUCCUGGACGGAUCCCCAAAGACAUCCACGGCAGAGGAUAUCGCUACCCACGGCGAGAGUGCGAUGAUCUUCGUCCGAAAAUUGCUUGGUCUUGAUCUUGCUGGCCAAGAAUGGAGGCCGACGCCGAAGGCAUUCGAUGUGCCAAUUUUACUUUGCCAUGGAGAGCUUGAUAGAAAAGUCAGACUGGAAUGGGGAACGCAGCUAAGAGAUGUUUUGCAGACGUUAGGAAAUAAUGUCAGCCUGAAGACUUACCACGAACUAGCUCAUUGGUGGUCUGAAGAUGAGAUGAGAGACGUGGCAGAAUUCCUGGAUGAGAGGUGGCAGGGCAGAGAGGAAAGGGGCGAGUAG